Bubalus bubalis (water buffalo) is the source of this 3352-nucleotide messenger RNA. It is a transcript of the gene SVOPL, whose product is annotated as SVOP like. Bases 1535 to 3181 code for a protein of 548 amino acids. Gene Ontology annotation, cellular component: membrane. The record is from RefSeq and is a predicted model, not a curated record. The transcript has 15 exons. Gene Ontology annotation, biological process: transmembrane transport. Gene Ontology annotation, molecular function: transmembrane transporter activity. Lineage: Eukaryota; Metazoa; Chordata; Mammalia; Artiodactyla; Bovidae.
CUGUCCUGAUGCUUUCUGGGUCAGUUGGCCCCAGAGUCAUUUCUUAGGCACCCACAUUGGCAAACUUCCAAGAGCCAGGUGUAGAAUAACAUGUGUUCUGUCCACUAGUCUGAAGGGCCUUUGUCCCAGUUCAUUACCGUCUUUAUGGUAACUAUGGGGUUCUCAGGUAACGCAGUGGUAAAGAAUCCACCUGUGAAUGCAGCAGAUGCAGGACAUGUGACCCCUGGGUUGGGAAGAUCUAGUGGAGAAAAUGCCAACCCACUCCGUAUUCUUGCUUAGAGAAUCCCAUGGACAGAGGAGCCUUGAGGGCUACCGUCCACGGGGUCACAAAGAGUCAGACAUGACCGAGCACAUGGUAACUCUACGGGUAGAAUUAAGUGUCAUUAAUAUUGGUGUCAUGCUUUAUAGUUUACAGAGCACUUUUACAUAGCAUCUAACUCAUAAUCAGAUUUCAGAGGAUCUGACCAAACGCAAAAUCGUCUUUUGGACAGAUCUUUUUUUUUAAGCUCCCAUCGGCCUCUCUGCACUGUGGGGUUGACUGGUGCUCAUGGAAGUGUCCAUGUCACCUUCCACGUCAAGUGUCACGACUUGUCCAGCACAAUUUAAGGCACAGUUAGGUGCUCAACAAGUAUUACUUCAGUGAUUAAAACAGGCUGAGCCCAGGCAUAAUAGUUGGAGUCAGAAGAUGUAUAUCUGAGUUCCCACUUUGGUACUUCAUCAGGUGUGCGCUUGGGCAGGAAAUGGAGUUGUUCCUCUCAUUGCCAAACUGUAAAUAGCACUCUCCACCCCUGGGUUGGGGAGGGAGGUGUGGUCAUGGAGCAGCAGGUAUGGACGAGGUGUUCGGCCAAUGGCACUGGUGGAAGGAAAGGACAGACUGAAGCUGUGUGUAAGUGGCAAUUCUCAGUUCAUAAAUCCCCAUGCUGCCAAGGUCACCAGAUGGUUUCAAGGUUCUCAGUUCAUCACUGCUCUUCUCAAUGGCUAUCUAAAAAUAUGUGAUGCGUAGGUGAAUCACAGUCUUUUGCCCUGUAUUCUAAACAGUGAUGACUGUGAGAACAGGCGUGAAGGAGCAAAGCUGUCUCUUCUGCCCCUUGCCUGGACCCCUGCUCUUUCAGAAAUUCGCAGUCUCCCUGGGAUCGAUAUAACAGUUUCCUCCAAGGAUUGGCAGUCUCUUUCUCAAUGAGAGAUGUAAUUUCCUCUUUAAAAAGGGAUUGGGUGAAGGGCUGCUGAGAAGAGGGUGUGACCUGAAUGUCACUCAUUAGCCCAGGACGCAGGGUUGUUCUUCAAAGAAUCUGUUCACAGAACUGAGCCGAAAGGAGGAGAGAAGAUCUGAGAGCUGGGCUUCUUGGAAAGGGAAGUCCAGAAGCCCGCAAGAGGCCAUGCAUGGUCCAGCUUCUGUGUAAGACUUGGCUGCAGUAAGGUAGAGAAAAAGAGCUCGAAACAGGAAAGUUUUCCAGGAAGUAUACAGAGUUUCCUGCAUCUUCCCUCUCCUGUCUCCUGUAGGACAGCUGUGUGGGGAAUCCAAACCGUUUGAAAGAUGACAGCCAAGCAGACAGAGCCAGUCACUAUCAUUAGCCUUCAGGAGCUGAACCUAGGGACCCCAGAGCCACAGCCGAGAGAGUCCAAGACGUUCACCGUGGAAGAAGCCGUGGAGACCAUCGGAUUUGGACGUUUCCACAUUGCCCUGUUUCUGAUCAUGGGCAGCACAGGGGUUGCCGAGGCCAUGGAGAUCAUGUUAAUAGCGGUUGUGUCUCCUGCCAUCCGCUGUGAAUGGCAGCUGGAGAACUGGCAGGUGGCACUGGUGACCGCGAUGGUGUUUUUUGGCUACAUGGUGUUCAGCGUCCUCUUUGGCCUCUUGGCUGACAGAUACGGCCGCUGGAAGAUUUUGUUCAUCUCGUUCCUGUGGGGAGCUUACUUCUCCUUGCUGACUUCAUUCUCUCCAUCGUACAUCUGGUUUGUCUUCCUGCGGACCAUGGUGGGCUGUGGCGUGUCUGGCCAUUCACAAGGGUUAAUCAUAAAGACUGAAUUCUUGCCUACAAAAUAUCGAGGCUACAUGCUCCCCUUGUCUCAGGUUUUCUGGCUGGCUGGCUCCCUGCUCAUCAUCGGCCUGGCCUCCGUAGUCGUCCCCACCAUCGGGUGGCGCUGGCUUAUCCGCAUUGCCUCCAUCCCUGGCAUCAUCCUCAUCAUGGCCUUCAAGUUUAUCCCUGAAUCUGCUCGGUUCAACGUCUCCACCGGGAACACUCAGGUUGCCCUGGCUACACUGGAACGCAUUGCCAAGAUGAACCGCUCAGUCAUGCCGGAGGGGAAGCUGGUGGAGCCCAUCCUGGAAAAGAGAGGAAGAUUUGCAGACUUAUUGGAUGCUAAAUAUUUACGGACCACGUUACAGAUCUGGGUCAUAUGGCUGGGCAUCUCUUUUGCCUACUACGGAGUCAUCCUGGCCAGCGCCGAGCUGCUGGAGCGGGACCUAGUCUGUGGCUCGCGGUCUGAGUCCGAGGUGGCCGUGACUGUGGGGGUCUUGGAGGAGAGCCAGAGCCCCUGUUACUGCCACAUGUUCGCCCCCUCCGACUACAGGACCAUGAUUAUCAGCACCAUUGGCGAAAUUGCUCUGAAUCCUUUAAACAUCCUGGGCAUUAAUUUCCUGGGGAGAAGGCUGAGCCUUUCUAUUACCAUGGGAUGCACGGCUUUAUUCUUCCUGCUCCUCAAUAUUUGCACCUCAAGCGCCGGCCUCAUUGGCUUCCUCUUCAUGCUGAGGGCUCUGGUGGCAGCCAACUUCAACACCAUCUACAUUUACACUGCUGAGGUCUACCCCACGACAAUGCGUGCUUUGGGGAUGGGGACCAGUGGCUCCCUGUGUCGCAUUGGAGCAAUAGUGGCACCAUUUAUAUCCCAGGGUCUGUGGUCACGGAGCAUUCAGACUGUGUGCCCUCAAGAUGAGUGUGCUGUGCUUGCCCAUGGACCUUGCCGCCUUACAAAUCCCAGACAUCUAUCCUUAGAUCCAGCUACCAGAAGAUACCAACGUGCUCUCUACAACCCAGAAAGAUGCUCUCCCUGCAUCCCACUGGCCAGGCCUGGUCAGGUGUUCAUACUUGAGCUACAUCAGUUGCAGCCAAAGUCAGGCUUAUGCACAGAAGCAGCUGGGCGGUGGGGGGCGGGGUGGCAGUUUUUGGAGAAAGUUUUGGGUUGACGUGGGCUGAGUAGACUGUAAUGUGUAUUUCCUACAAUUUAACACAGGAUUUUGCUACCAUUUUUCUUAAGACUAUCUUGGGCAUGUUUUGCCCUCUCAUCUUUAUUUGUUUAAAAGUUUUAUUAUUUUUGGCUGCGUUGGGUCUUAGUUGCAGCACUUGGAAUCUUUCAU